Molecule: messenger RNA, 1681 nt
Organism: Pelagomonas calceolata
Lineage: Eukaryota; Pelagophyceae; Pelagomonadales; Pelagomonadaceae
Source: the annotation of a GenBank genome assembly
GCUGUCUCCGCCGAACCUCGGCCGUCGUGCAUCUAAGAUCACCGUUGUGAGGCUUAGGAGUCGCAUUCGUGCAACAAACAAUCGCCGGCAGCGAUAGCACGGCAGUCCAGCCUGAAAGCCGCCGCAGCUGCGCAGGCCAGCCUUGGCAGCACACGAAACAGUCGAGCGCGCGCCGUCGACGCGAGCUAAAAGCUGCUCAGAAGACCGCUCAUCACCAUCAUCACGACCACCACAUCGCUAAACGAUGGGCAGCAAGCGCCAGAAGCGCAACAAAAAGGCGGCCGAGCUCGCGGCCGAGGCGCGGCAGAACCAGAAAAAGGUCUGGGGCGCGCGCCUGUCGCUCGGCGUCGUCUUGGUAGCCGUCGCGGCGGCCUACCUCAAGGAAGACGAGGUCGACAUUUCUCGCAUCAGUGAAUCGAGGCACUGCCCCAGGGACAAAAUCAAGGAAUUUCGCCACGUGCCGACGUUCGCCGUGCCGCCUAGUUGUCCUUAUGUCGUCAGAAGCUUCGUAAAAGAUGGCGAGUGGCUCGGCGCGAAGUUUCUGAACAGGUUACAGAAUGCGCAGGGGCCGCCUUCUAUCGAGUACGACGAGCUGUCGCGAGGAAACAUGUUCACUUAUUAUGAUAAACAGCGGCACAGUACGUUGCCCGCGUCGUCGACUUACUCUAAAAAAAUAGCGUCAUCGCCGAGGCAGCUACUGAACAACAUCAAGAAGAGCCGGGCGGCGCGCUUCGGCGGGCCCUUGCGGCAGAUCUCGCCCUACUUGGAGAGCGAGAUGAUCAAUACAAGGUGGGCCGAGGAAGCGCGGACGACGUGGGACGUGCGGGAUUCUCCUAGACCUACCGGUCUCUGGGUCGGUGGUCGUAAUACGUCCAGUGCCUCGCAUUUUGAUCUGUUCGCGAACUUUCACGUCUUGUUAUCUGGAAGAAAGCGCGUGUCGCUGGCGCCUCCUAUUGAUCAUUUCAAAUUUAAAUUCUGGCCGGCGCCGCACCCGCACGCGCGGCAAGCUAGAGUCGAAGCUUCAUUCGAGACCCCGGCCAUCACGCUCAAGGAGGGCGACGCGGUGUAUGUGCCGUCCGGCUGGGUCCACAAGGUCAUUGCGGAGCGAGUCGCGGCGGCGGCGUCGUUCACGGCACUGCCGCCCGAGUUCCAGAGCUUCGAAGGCCUGGUGCGGGAGCAGGUCGGCGCCAUGUUCGUCGAUAGAGGGUGGUCGCAAGUCCGAGCCAUCGGGAUUAUUCGCGUCUAUUUGCCGGCUGUCGCCAAGUUCUGGCUCGGCGAGGAUAUUGCACAAUCAGUUUUGUCAAAUUACGCCGAUUCGUACGAUCGCGUCGCGAAGGAAGUGCCUCCACUAGCAAAGUGUCCCGUGCCGCCGGACCGCGACAUUCGCAUCGCUUUGAGGUACGCGAACGCGACGGCAAACGCGUUUUCCUGGUUCCGGGCCGACCUCGCGGUGUUGUUCUUUGGGCCCUUCGCGGACACGGUCGUGCAACGGGUGCCGCACCCGGCGUUGAAGGGUGCCCAGCGGUGGGCGGCGGCGGCGGCCUUCGUGCGGGAGUGCUGCCUCUUCAAUUCCGCGAACCGCGGGUUUCUGUUGCGGGCGGUGCUCGAGCGGCCGGCGGUGCUGGAUUUUGAUGAUGACGAGGACGAGGACGAGGAGGAUGAAUAAGAUGUGAUUUUUUAA